UUAAACGCGUGUACAGAUAGUCGGCACGUAGUAUAUAUGAUACUGCUUCGUCCUCAGUUUCAAACCUUUUUUUGUUUCUUCUUUUCUUCAUCCAUCGAUCAGUUACACUCUUUUACAACAAUAGUAAUCUCACACUCUUUAAAGAACCUCAAUCAACCUCUUCAAAUUCCAAUAUCCACCAUCCACCAACUUUCCCCAAACCAAUAAAACUUCCAUCUAUCAAAAUGCAGUUCAACAUCCUCGCCCUUACCAUUGCCGCCAUGGCUUCCGUCGCAGUUGCCACUGAGUAAGUCUUUGCGACUUUGGAAAUCGAGAUCGGACAUUAUUAACAAAUAUUCAUAGGACUGUCACCGUCUACGCUUGCCCAAGUUCCACUGGCCUUUCCGGCUCUGCUGCCACCGCUGGUGCAUCCUCCGGUUCCUCUGCUGGAGAAUCUUCUGGUAUCACCACCGGUGCUGGAUCUUCAUCUGGGGAAUCCUCCGGUCUCAACCCAUCCGGUGUUGCUGCACCCAGUGGCGUUGCUGCCCCAACUGCCUCCUCAGGUGUCGUUACCUCCCCAAGUGGAACCAGCUCGCCAAUUGCUUACGCUACUGGUGCUGCUGGUCACGUCCAAGUUUCCGCUUUCGGAAUGGUUGUUGUUGGUGCCGUUGCUCUUGUAAGUUUUCCUUCCAUAUCCCCUCCUCUUGUAUCCAAACUAACAUACUCAAUCAGUUCAUCUAAAUUCCUUAAUUGAGCAUCGAAUGGCGUCAAGAUCUUUAAUGAUGGCGUCUAUACUUCUUUUCGAUAAUGCGGCCUAAUGACAUACCUUUUCUUCUUUCGUAACUCAGCGACGAGAUACCAGAUAUGUGAUCUACACUUGCGAUCCGCAGGUUAGAUGAUAAUUUGGUUCAAUUAUGGAGCUGCUGGACUUUUACAGAGGGUGGAUGAGGCUUUGACAUCGACUUCUCUCUUGUACAUAUGAUCCUUCAUUGCAAACCUAUUAAAUCAACAAGACUGUCGAUAUGUGCAGGGAUGUGAAUACUAAAAAAUUUAA
Messenger RNA from Sclerotinia trifoliorum, 1033 nucleotides. Lineage: Eukaryota; Fungi; Ascomycota; Leotiomycetes; Helotiales; Sclerotiniaceae. The record is from the annotation of a GenBank genome assembly.